CUCUCACCAGUCAUCAAUGUUUUUCCUUGUCCUUCUUAAUAUUCGAAUUUCGAACGCCAUCCUCUCUCUUCUACUCUGGCCGUGGUUGCUGGCGCCACUACCAUAACCUAUCACCGCUGAAGUACUUUCACUAUCUGCCUCUUCUUUCCAUGUUCUGUCUCUUCGCGUCCUUCUUUAUCUCCAGCCAUUGCCGGAACCACCAUUACCCCAAACUGAUCCUUGAAACACCAUGAAGAUGGAUGUUUCAUAUAACCUUAUCCUUCUUAUCCCCUGCUGUAAUAUUGAUUUCUCUCGUCAGUUGUAGAACCUCUUCUGCAGUUCUGCUCUAAUGGUUCCUUCAUAUUCGAGCGAAACAAUCUUUUCUUGCCUUUUCUAUAAUGCCUAGGCAAUUUUGUUUCAUUCCUUGAUUCGUCUUUUUUUUUCUUAUUUUGAUUUUUAUUUGUGAUUAUAUUUUGCAGCACUAGACAGAAGUCGUUCUUGGGUAAGUUGGGUUUAGAGUUAUUGAACAUUUGACAAGUUAUUAGGUGAACGACUUGGGGGAGUUCGCUAUAAAAUGCUUCUACGCUGUACCUCUCCAGCGUUUUAUGGGCACCGAAAUGAUUACCUGGUUAACUCGGAAUCCAGAAGUAAACCUCUAUAUCUGCAAAGAAAGGAAUUAAAUUUUUCAAUGGCACAUGCGAGCAGAUUAAAGGGCGGGAGUGAGUCUUCUUCGAUGCAGCAUAAGAGCUGGAUCUCUUGUUGUCUGGCUUCUAGAGAAGAUCACGCCAAUUCAACCAGGAAAGAUGAUUUAUCAGUUCAUGGACUAUCUGAUACAAUUGUGGGUGUUCUGGGAGGAGGGCAACUGGGGCGUAUGUUAUGUCAGGCAGCUUCACAAAUGGCCAUUAAAGUAGUGGUUCUGGAUCCGCUUGAGAACUGCCCUGCAAGUGCACUUUCCCAUGAUCAUAUGGUUGGGAGGUUUGAUGAUAGUGCUACGGUUCAGGAUUUUGCUAAGAGAUGUGGAGUUCUUACAGUUGAAAUUGAACAUGUUGAUGCCGCUACACUGGAGAAACUUGAGCAACAAGGUGUAGAUUGCCAACCUAAAGCAUCUACAAUCCGAAUAAUCCAGCAUGGAAUAUACAUUCAUUUCUGUGGCAUGACUUUUUCACCUAAGCUGUUGCUUACAAGGAAGAGGAGCUUUCUUCUGCUGUACUUUGAGCAUCUGUCUGCAGAUAUCUUCUUAUAUGUUCUGACUUGGAAAUUGAACCAUUAUCUAUGCAAUGCCAUCCCUCUUGGAGGAUAUAGUCGAGGCUUAUAUGUUGAAAAGUGGGCACCAUUUGAAAAGGAGCUGGCCAUCAUCGUAGCAAGAGGAAGAGACAAUUCUAUUUGCUGUUAUCCAGUUGUUGAAACUAUUCACAGGGAUAAUAUUUGUCACAUAGUUAAGGCACCUGCUAACAUCCCAUGGAAGAUCAGGAACCUUGCUACUGAAGUUGCACAGAAAGCUGUUGGUUCAUUAGAAGGUGCUGGUGUCUUUGCAGUUGAGUUGUUUUUGACAAGUGAUAUUUUGCUAAAUGAAGUAGCUCCUAGACCUCACAAUAGUGGGCAUCACACAAUCGAAUCUUGUAUCACUUCACAAUUUGAGCAGCAUUUGCGUGCAAUUGUUGGUCUUCCACUUGGCGAUCCAUCAAUGAAAAUGCCAGCUGCUAUUAUGUACAACCUAUUGGGUGAAGAAGAGGGGUUUUACUUAGCUCAUCAACUCAUUGGAAGGGCAUUAACUAUUCCUGGGGCUACUGUUCAUUGGUAUGACAAGCCAGAAAUGCAAAAGCAACGGAAGAUGGGCCAUAUCACCAUUGUUGGACCUUCUCUAGGCAUGGUGGAAUCACAGCUAAAUUCUAUGUUAAACCAAGAAAUUAUGGCAGAGAUGGCUGCAGGUCAGUUCCCAAAUCCAGUUGUACCUUUGUUCUUUUGUUUCAUGCUUUUAAGUGAAGCAAUUGUACUUUAUCAUUCUAUUAAUUAUUUGCUUACUCUAUCUAGGCAUUUCUGUUGUACAUAUUUCCUUUUUUUGGUCUCUUUGAAUAAAAUUUUAAUUUACAAAAAGAAUAUCAUACUUAUGUUUAAUAUGACGAUAUAUAAUAAUAUUACAUGUCCAAUUUUUUUACAAAUUUUCUUUAUUUUUAUAUUUUUUGUAUACUUAUCUAUUUUUAAUUUUUAUGAUUUAAUUAUGGCAUCAUGAGUUGAUCCAUUUGGUCUAAAUAGUUGAACUACUUAUCCACCACCUAGAUGAAAAACAAAAUGAUUUCAUUUCUAGGUUGAUUUUAAAAGUAUAAUUUUUAUACCAUGAAAAUCAUUCUUUAAGGACUUAAUUAAUGGUAUUUAACGAUAAAAAACAAAGAUACCAUAAAUAUAGGAUCCAAUGGUAGAGAAUAGGAGUUAAUUUCUUAAAUAUGAGAUUUAACGAGGGAAUUAAAUGAAGUCAAUAGUGGUAAUAGAAUUACAUUUUUGCCCCCAAAAUAAAGAGUGUCCAAAUUCAAAAUGUGGAAUAUUUUUGUAAAAAAAUCUAAAAAUUUUAGGCAUUCUUCCUGAAUUUUAUGAUUAUAUAUAUAUAUGCCAAUUUAGUCACCAUCCACUAUUUUGAAACUCGGGAUCAGGGUUGAACUGCAAGCCAUUGCCGGUCAGUUUGGAGCAUUGAGUUAACACGAGUCAAUGUAGAGAGGGAAAAUCGCCUAAUCCAGUCGACCAAUUCCAUGUCUAAAAGUAGUUUUUAUGUAUUGUCAUAUAUUAAUUAGGUUGGGCCUUAUUGGGUAUCACCGCGUCAGGUCCCAUCCAUAAACCAUAACCCUCCAAGCUCAAGUUAAUUGACCCAUCUAUAUACUAUAUGUAUUUAAAUUUAAAACAUCAGAAGACAAAAUGUGAUAGCCAAAAAGAAAAGAGAGAAGGAGAUGGGUUUUCAAGUUUCCAGUAGUAAAAGACACUUUAAGUUGCGUUUGGAUAAGUUUCAGGAUUUGUGAUUUUCAAAUCCAAAACCACAAUGCCCCUAUUUUUGGAUUUUGUAUUUUGAAAAUAAAAAAGGCUCUAGCUGUGCCUGUAUAUCUCCGAGAGGUUAUGAUGCCCUAAAAUUAUGGGCUUUCUUAGUUUUUGGGCUGGGCGUUGUCCUAAUCCUUGGUAGCCCCAACUCAAUGCAACCUUAGCCCAACCCAAAUCCAUCCAGACUAUAUACAUAUAUACGUAUCCAACUUGAGUGCAACCCGGGCCUGGGCCCAACCUAUAUAUGCCAAAAUUCAGUGCAGGCCAGACCAGGUUGAGGCUGUGGCUAGGGGUUGAUCAUGGGCUGAGAUGAGUCGGGCCUCAUCAGGGCUUAGCACUGAUAAGGGCUAUAGGCCAGGCCCAGUCCUGGCCCAGCCCAGAUUCUGGGUUGGGCAGGACCUGAUUCCAGGCCUAUAGAUUUUAUGUAUAAAAUAUUAAAUAAUAAUUAUGGGUAAAAUACAAAAAUCUCCCCUCAAGUUUCUGACAAUCAUA
This is a messenger RNA of Nelumbo nucifera (sacred lotus), 3492 nucleotides long. The record is from RefSeq and is a predicted model, not a curated record. Lineage: Eukaryota; Viridiplantae; Streptophyta; Magnoliopsida; Proteales; Nelumbonaceae.